UUAAUAAAAGGUUAGGGAGAGGGUGGGAGAGCGUCUGUCAUUGGAGCAGUGUAGAGACCCCCGAAGGGCGUGACAGGCUCAGGGUUGAUCCAGUGGGAGGAGGAGGGACAGGCGGACCCGGGGGAGGGCAGAACAGACGGAGGGGAGGAGGGAGCUGGAGCCGGCCGGGCGUGAACCGUAGUCGGAGGAGAGCUCAAAACUUCCCGGGCCGGGAGACAUCGGAUGUGUGGAGAGAGGAGGCAGCGGAAGAUAGUAGGUCCGAGAAGACCGCUCUUGCCCCCCCCCCUCUAUGUGAGGGGGGUUCCCGGAUAGUGGAAUCUCCCGAUAUCUCCAACAGGACAAGAUGGGUGCCACUAAAAGUAAGCCGCGAGAAGGCGGGCCACGGAGUCGCAGUCUGGAUAUUGUGGAAGGGUCCCACCAGCCUUUCACCUCCCUUUCUGCCUCUCAGACUCCCAACAAGAGCCUGGAUUCGCACCGGCCACCUGCACAGCCAUUUGGGGGCAACUGUGACCUGACGCCUUUUGGAGGGAUCAAUUUCUCUGAUACCAUCACUUCCCCCCAACGGACGGGACCACUAGCAGGGGGAGUCACCACCUUUGUCGCUUUGUAUGAUUAUGAAUCUCGCACAGAGACGGACUUGUCCUUCAAGAAGGGGGAAAGACUACAGAUUGUCAAUAACACGAGACCUGACAUAAGGGAAGGCGACUGGUGGUUGGCACGUUCUCUAAGCUCUGGGCAGACUGGCUACAUUCCAAGCAACUACGUAGCUCCUUCGGACUCCAUUCAGGCUGAAGAGUGGUAUCUGGGGAAGAUAACACGCCGAGAAGCAGAGCGUCUGCUGCUGAGCCUUGAGAACCCUAGAGGGACUUUCCUGGUGAGGGAGAGUGAAACUACCAAAGGUGCGUACUGCUUGUCUGUCUCUGACUAUGAUGCUAAUCGCGGCCUCAACGUGAAGCAUUACAAGAUCCGUAAAUUAGACAGUGGAGGAUUUUACAUCACGUCACGAACUCAGUUCAUCAGCCUGCAGCAACUUGUGGCCUACUAUAGCAAACACGCAGAUGGCCUAUGUCACCGCCUGACCACUGUUUGUCCCACUGCCAAGCCCCAAACUCAGGGCCUGUCCAGAGAUGCCUGGGAAAUUCCACGUGAUUCUCUUCGCUUGGAGCUCAAGCUGGGACAGGGCUGCUUUGGAGAAGUGUGGAUGGGUAUUUCUGUAGGAACUUGGAAUGGAACCACACGAGUGGCCAUCAAGACUCUGAAGCCUGGCACCAUGUCACCUGAAGCAUUUCUGCAGGAAGCACAGGUCAUGAAGAAACUUCGGCAUGAGAAGCUGGUACAGUUAUAUGCUGUGGUGUCAGAGGAACCCAUCUACAUAGUAACAGAGUAUAUGAGCAAAGGCAGUCUUCUGGAUUUCCUGAAGGGUGAAAUGGGGCGUUAUCUACGGCUUCCCCAACUUGUGGAUAUGGCUGCCCAGAUUGCUUCUGGCAUGGCCUACGUGGAACGCAUGAAUUAUGUGCAUCGGGAUCUGAGAGCUGCGAACAUCUUGGUAGGAGAGAACUUAGUGUGCAAGGUGGCUGACUUUGGCUUGGCGCGACUGAUUGAGGACAAUGAGUAUACAGCCCGUCAAGGUGCCAAGUUCCCUAUUAAGUGGACAGCCCCUGAGGCUGCGCUGUAUGGUAGAUUCACCAUUAAAUCUGAUGUCUGGUCUUUUGGAAUUCUCCUGACUGAGCUCACCACCAAGGGCAGGGUCCCUUACCCUGGCAUGGUUAACCGGGAAGUGUUGGACCAAGUGGAACGGGGAUACCGCAUGCCUUGUCCCCCGGACUGCCCAGAAUCCCUCCAUGAUCUGAUGUUCCAAUGCUGGAGGAAGGAUCCUGAGGAAAGACCUACCUUUGAAUACCUGCAGGCGUUCCUGGAGGACUAUUUUACAGCUACCGAACCGCAGUACCAGCCUGGGGACAACCUUUAGGCUUCGCUCAUAAUCAAGAGACAUGUAUAGGACUCUUAGGAAACAGACUCAGAGUUUAAUUGCCUUCCCUCAGAGAUGGUAACAUUGGAUGCUACCAGCGAGGGAAUGCACAGGUAUAAUAAGGUGCAAUUAAUUUUCUUCCAAACAAGUCCAAGUGGAAUCUGGAAUUUUGUAUGUGUUCCAUUGAUGGAGACUUCUGAUCACCAGAGGGUGAAAGGAGAGAAUUUUUUUUAUAGUGCCACCUCUUUGAUGGUUUCCCACUUUCUAAGGCCUAUAUGAAACCAGACUCGUAUGUCCACUUUAUCCCCUUCUGUUUGCUGUUUACCCUUAAAGUGCAUGAGAAGGGUUGGAUGGAGAUUCCACUCUGGAAUGAACCACAACUGCCAUCUUUUCUACAGUAAAUUAUAUCGGACUGAUGUUUUUUGGGUUUCAGAGUUCUAAGACUAUUAUUCCAAGGGCUGAGGCCUAGCUACCGUCUUCCAUCUUCUUGCCAUGUGGAUUUACAGGGCAGAGCUACUGCCUAUGUGCUAAUGGCGGGCAGACUGGGCUCCUACCUUGUUCUAAAUGAAAUAUUUUGUAUCCUCUGUUGAUGUCCAUCAACUGCAAAACUAAUGCAACAAAAACCAAUUUCCAAGUGUUUCAAACCCUGUUUUGUAGCCAGAAAAUCAAUCAUUAAUUUGCAGUUACUACUCUCCCACAGCAGGGGAUCUUAACGCAUCCAUCUGCCUUUUUUGGGGGGGUAUCUCAGUUUAUUUUUUUUUUUAAUUUUGUUGAUGCUGAAUGAAUUGGAAGAAAAGGCUUUUGAUAUUGGUAUGUGUGACUAAUUAUACAGCUGUGCCACGGGAUUGUCGUUGAAUCUUAAUAGGUACCACAGAAUCUAGAUCCUGCCCACUACCGGGUGGGUCCGCCCUUAUUUUCUCAGGGAUAAGGUACGGGAAUUUAACUGCCAACUGAAGAAAGGGUGAAGAAGUUCUGGAACAUGUCCUGGUGCCCAAUUGAUCCAUUUCUGACGCUGACAUUUAGGGUCUUCUUAGUACUUAACCCUCUCCCUCACUGUGUCAAUCUAACAUAUACACCAGUGUAUAUAUAUGUUUCUUUUUGUUUAUUUCUAAUGGUUAUAUACCACUGGGGUACAAGCCUUGUAUUGUGAUUGGAUACCCGGAUACACUGUAAGAUUUGGAUCUAUCUCUAGGAUGAUAAGGAGAGUUUGCCUCUCUAACAGGGUUUCAAUAGACAAGGUGGGAGAGGGAAGGGGGUCAUAUUUUAUUAAUACUUUAAACAGUGGCACUACUGCUUCUAAUCUCCGUAGCAAUAAUAAACCAUGGUACCGUAAAUAAGAGUACUGUAAAGCUGA
Xenopus laevis (African clawed frog) is the source of this 3323-nucleotide messenger RNA. RefSeq names its product SRC proto-oncogene, non-receptor tyrosine kinase S homeolog (gene src.S). NCBI's taxonomy places the organism in Eukaryota, Metazoa, Chordata, Amphibia, Anura, Pipidae. Bases 344 to 1969 code for a protein of 541 amino acids. Gene Ontology annotation, cellular component: cytoplasm; plasma membrane. Gene Ontology annotation, molecular function: ATP binding; nucleotide binding; protein kinase activity. The record is from RefSeq and is a predicted model, not a curated record. The transcript is spliced from 13 exons.